Mycosarcoma maydis (corn smut) is the source of this 468-nucleotide messenger RNA. RefSeq lists its product as uncharacterized. The transcript has a single exon. Lineage: Eukaryota; Fungi; Basidiomycota; Ustilaginomycetes; Ustilaginales. The record is from RefSeq and is a predicted model, not a curated record. The coding region runs from base 1 to 468 and encodes 155 amino acids.
AUGAAUGCAGAUCGAAAACCGUUUGCACUUGCCAUCGUUGUGGGCGUGUCCAAAUUCACGAAUCUUGAUGUCGUCACCGUUUUGCUCAAAGUUGCUUCUCGUCUAGCUUUUCGCGCUGCUUUCCUUGCUAUACUCGUUGUUGACCAGCAGUUCAGACACGAAGCCAAUCCUGAGCUCUCUUGCGUAUCCCAGCUUGGGAAGUCUCACCAUCCAGAUGAAUCCUUUCUGGAUAAGCGACUUGUAACAAUUGAUCGACUGGAGAAGCAGAUUCUGAGCGCUGAAAUGGUCAAGAUCGCCACGCGUGGAUUCACGCUACCAGUCACAUUUGGCGAUCCGUCGGUGAAGGUCUCCCUCCACAAGCAUAUGGAAACGGUUCGGUCGCGCGCACUUUACUUGCCUGAUAAUAACGAUAGUAUUCCGCCUCUGCGAACGGCCAUUGGUCGAUCCAAGACGCUCAGUUCGCGGUAA